Messenger RNA from Cydia splendana, 1581 nucleotides. RefSeq names its product gem-associated protein 2. NCBI's taxonomy places the organism in Eukaryota, Metazoa, Arthropoda, Insecta, Lepidoptera, Tortricidae. The record is from RefSeq and is a predicted model, not a curated record. Gene Ontology annotation, cellular component: nucleus; SMN complex; spliceosomal complex. Bases 177 to 950 code for a protein of 257 amino acids. The transcript is spliced from 4 exons. Gene Ontology annotation, biological process: spliceosomal snRNP assembly; spliceosomal complex assembly.
UAGGAGGUCUAGGAGUGUGAAGGGCCCACUGAAAUAUGAAAUAGGUCCAUGGAAGGGCCACACCGACCCCCACCACAUUGAGGUUUGGGGUGAACGACGAAUGUCAAAAUACUGAGCUAAACAAGUGUAGCAAUGAAAUUAAUUCUGUUUAUAAACAAACUAUAAUCGUCUCAGAAAUGGGUUCUGAGAACAGGCGUGUAAUUUUUAAAGCUCACGACAAGAAAAAAAUAGAUCAUGACGAUUUAAUAACAAAGUGUUUUGAAAUCGGCUCAGAUGUGGAAAUGAAAGAAAUCCCCCUAACAGGUGAAGAAUAUCUUCUAAAAGUUAUGACUGAACGUGCUAACGUUGCUGCAGUUACUGUGUGUGAUAAAGACAUUACACAGUUCGCUAAAAACCAAUCACUAUUUUUCAAAGAGCCUCCUGGGGCGAAAAUCGCACCCGAUAAACUCAAAACUACUAUUGAAUGGCAAAAAAUUCAAAUGUCAGACUUCGCAGAAGUCCGGUCAUCUAUGUCUAACAUAAAGGCUAACCUUUUAGAGAAAGGAAUUGGGAAAAAAAGAGUGAAACCAAUAGUAAUUGAUGACGAAUCACUUGAAGGUUGGAAAGUGUUUUUUGAAGACCAUGAUUCCACUGUUACGUGUAUGCUGGGCUUUAGCCCCGAACAGUUGCACUCAGGUUUAGAAAUGCUUACAGAAAUAUUGAAGGAGGUUCCACCUGGAGACACAAUUGAUCAUAAAAUAGGUCAAUGGAUCUACGCUUUCUUGGCAUGUUUAAGACACCCUGCACUUUCAGAAACUGUUAGUCUCUUGAGAGAUCUUGCCAGAACAUGUGCUGAAAUAAGAUCGAGUAUAGAUCAAGAAGAAGAAGAUGCGUAUAUGAAGGCAGCACCCAUGAACCUCUUUAUUUGCAUAGUUGCCAGGUACUUUGAACAAUAUGAUUUAGCAGAUUAAUUUUAUUUUAAUAUGAACCUGGAAUAUUGUGUUGCCCCAAACACGAUGACCAAUCGGUGGUACCUACUUCAUGCAUGUUGGAAACCUUUGUAUUUUGUUGCUGUCCAUUUGAAGGAAGCGAAAAUGUAGCCUCCCGUAAAGCACAACAAAGGACAUGAAAGUUAGUCGCCCUAGCAGUCGUUUUGCAGUUUCAACAGUUGUUUCCUUGUCAGUUGGUACAGGCGGACUGCAACUUGUAUGGGAACUGGGGGCCUACCGCGAAAACCGAAAUUCGCAAAUUGCGGGGAUUUUUAUCUUUUACUCCAAUGAAGGCAUAAUUAGUGUAACAGAGAAAGAUGCCCGCAAUUUGCGAACUUCGAUUUUCGCGGUUAUAGCCCUGCACGCCGACGUUGCAGUUGGCGUGCAGUUGCCAUACAACUUGCAGUCGGGUUGCAGUCCGUCUGUAUCGGCCCUUACGAGACAACAAGGCGAUCGUAAUUUCAAGGUGGGUGGGUGAAGCAACGACUCAGACGGCUAAAUCAUUGAGUUUGUCUGUUCAUUGGAAUACAGCGUCGACAAUUUUUUAUGUAAUUUAUGUUUCAUAAUUAUGACGUGUUUGUUGCUAGCAUACUUUUACUUAUUAUUAAUAAAA